AUGGUGCUCGCAGGUCAGACAGCUGCUCCCGCCCCACCCCCACAUCUCUCCCUCCUCUUCCUCCCCACUCUUCUUGAGCCGCAUGACAUGAUGGGCAAGGCAAGAUCGGUCAACAUCGAUGUCACACGGGGAGGAGAGGGAAGCGUCGAGGGACUGAUCGUGAGAGGGGAAUGCGAGGACUUCCAGUGGACAGACUGGGAAGAGAUUCAGCGAGUUCGACGAGUCUCGAUCCCAGCAAGAGGAGGAGACACGAGCGUGGAAACAUCGAACCUCCUAGGAGCCAUAAAGAGCCUGUCUCCGAAUUGCUCUGUUGGCGUGAGGGUGCAAGGGAAAGUUCGAUUUCAACAGAUCACCGGGGGGGUGACUGGGUGGAAUCUCGCAGAGGUGGAGGGGAGUGCAGGAGAUGUCAGAGGAGCAAUCGGAGGAUUUCUUGAAGUGUUUGCAAGGGCAGAUUCUUCUACAGAAAGGCGCAAUGGGGUUGUUACAGGGAAGAUUAUGAAGGAGGCUGGGGGCAACCCUAUCAAAGAUCCAUCAACUGAUCUGAUCGGCGAAUGGAAAACUGAUGGGCACUUGCAUUUUGACGUGCUGGGAGAGGAUGAGGGGAAAAUUCAUUAUUCAGGCAAUGUCGAGAACCAGAGAUUCCUCGGCUCCUGUAGGAAGCCAGAUGGACAAGAGGAAGGCGCUUGCUUUCAAGUGCAGUCUGAGGCUUCGCCCAAGUGCAUUCCGUGGAAGUCAGCGUCAAGAGGGCUGUCCGUCAAGACAUUCCUUGAGCUCCAAUUCAAGACGAGGACGUGCGAACUGAAAUUGAUGUCAAGCAGGAUCAGGAGAAGAAGUCUGCUGCCCUUUAUGAAGCAACCGCACACCUUCGAAAUCCAUCAAGCGCCAAUAGCGAAGCAAGCAGUUCGCUCUAGUGCGGGAAGCUCUAACAAGCUUGCGACCCUCACCAUUGGUCUACAGCUUCGCCUUGGUAUAUCGUUAUUCUCACUCGGUGCAGGUGUUGCUGGACCUCAAGAGGAGAUGAGCGAAUUCUCCGGAUUCUUCAUCUAUCAUCGGUGCAUGAUGCAACAUCUUAUGUUGGUCGUCUUGACAGUGCUCGUCAGCGGGCUGUUGUCUAUGGCUGGUUUGCACUUCAGCAGCCAAACUCCAGAGAAGAGAUUUGUUUCAGUUGUUGAGAUUAGCAGAGAAGAUGAUUCGUAUGAUUCUGAAAUCAUUUGGAUGCUAAAUUGCGGCCAUUGGAUGAUGGUUUCUCGCCAAAUCCAAGAAAUUUUCGCUGUCUAUGCCAAAGAGAUAGAGAAAUGUGGAGGGUCAGAGAAGAUCGAUUCACAAAGUCAAAGCAAAUUAGCCGAGCACAAAGCGAUAAUCUAUGCUGACGUCAUCGUGCCCGUCAACCAACAUCAGAAUUCUGGAGGAAAGCACACGGCAGCUUCCAGAGCCAUGAAAGACGCUAGCAGUCAAGGCGUCAAGAAGCAAAUCGAAGAAAGCAAAGAGAACAAGGUUGAUAAUCGCGACAGAGUCUCGAAUUCAGCAGACAAAGAUCCGUCUACUGCAACCCGCGCUGAAGAAGAACCUCCACCUGCAAGCCAACCGAGAGUGACAGUCAGGGAGCAGAUGUCUCAGAGCUUGAAAGAGCAGAUGCGGAACACCGUCUCUAAGACGUUGAGCUGCGAAGCAGCAAAUUCUUUCAAACAGCAUCUUGAGAACCCACAGAUCGAACCUGCACUUCGAUCGCAAGUCGUCGACCUGUUGGCCUCAGUGCCGGGCAUACCCGACAGGCUUUCCUUUACAUCUUCUGAAAUCGACACGAUCCUUGAGUUUCGAGAUCGAGUGCUCCAGAAGUGGCGGGCAAUACGUGACCUGUCAGGCGACGAAGGACCGAUCUUUGAUGCUCUGUGUAUCCUUGCUCGGAGCUUUGACGACGUGUUCCAAGAAAGCUUCAGUUUGCACCUACAGAGGCAUUCUUCUGGAAUGAGCAUCGACGUGGACCCGAUUGAACUCUGUGGGAUGCGCGUGUGUUUUUACAGGUUCGAGACUUUCAGCCUGCUGUAUGGGAUGGUUGACGACACCGAAGACGAUCAGCUGCAUGUGCUCCUAGACAACGAGGAGGAGUUGUGGGUGUCGACAACAGACAAGAAUCUUCUUGUGAUGAGGUCAACGGUCCAGGAGCAUGACGAUGAUGUCGAGGAUUCGGGUGAGAACGUCAUGAUUGAAGCCGAAGAGCCGGAGGCACAGGGCAAACAUGACAUGGAGGAGGAGGAGAACCUCAACGAGGAUAAGGAGGAGGUAGACGAGAACUUGAACGAGAAGAAAGAGACGCAAGAGGUGGAGGUUUUGUUCGACGAUGGGGUCUGGUAUCUGGGGAAGCUGUCACAAUUCUUCGAGAAGAGCGGAAAUCAUAGGAUUAUCUUUGACGAUGGAGAUCAGCAAGACAUCUUGCUUCCGGAUCCUGAUGUCAGGAUCGCUGAGAUGUACUACAAGGGUAACUACUCGCUUGCCAACGAGGAGGACAGGGAAGUCAGUGAGAGCUACAACUUUGCCCUCGGAGACAUCGUGUGGUGGCAAUUCGUCAAGGGCGAAUGGUGGCCAGCGAAAGUUUCUUGUCUCGACCAUGUUCGCUCCAAAGAUCUCAAGACGACGCUCGAGGAAGAAGGGCAGCCCGACGAAGACAGCGUGCUGGUGAAAGAAACUUCCUUCUCGCUUCCCCUCACCCCGAUCUGCCAGGACCUGCUGGGUUUCGGACUGCACGCAGAAUUCAUGAAUCAGAUGGUGAGCGAUAUGGAGAGGUUUGAGAUCAGCGUCAAGGAGGCCUUGUUUGCCUGGCAGAAGUUCCCCCCCGGCGUUCGGCAUGAGCAGAACUCGCGAUAUCUGCCGCUUUCAGCUCAGUUCAUCUCCAUGAACGAGAGGUCGGAGGCAUCUGCUGAGACCAACAAGCGGCUCAAGAAGCGAAAGAGAACCAACGGGUCGAGGAGCGGGGAGGCGGAGCAGCACAAGGAGAAGAAGGAGAAAGAGGGCGCAAGGCUGGUUGAGUACGAUUACGACCAAGUGGACAUGGAUAUGAUGGGGGGCUGGAGAAUACAAAAAGCUGCGGAGGAAGAGAAUAGAAAGAAGGAACUGCAGGAGAAAGAGAACCGCCUGGUCAAGAUGCUUUCCUUGUUCCCCAUCGAUUACCUGCACACGAAGCUCAAGAGGCUGGGCGUGGGGCUGACGGCAAAUCAGAUCGAUUAUGUUCUCAAGACGCUACAAGAUAAGAUAGGAAUGGUUCAAGGGCACGUGAAGAAGGGCGUCAAGAAGGAGAACGAGGGCACACCGGAUAUCCAAGGGAGCUCGCAGGACGGCACUGUCGGUCAUGACGCCGACAGCCUCCAACAAGCUCAGGACGCUCAGAAUCGCUCGGCGGUCUACCUGGAAGACAUCCGGAUAGCACGUGAUAUGGCCGAGAAUCACCAUCGCCUCACGACAGCUCGAUGCAAGGCACUGGCCAAGGAGCUCAAGAGAAGGGAAGACUCGUACAAGGAGACGCUCAGAAGAUGGAAGAUUGAUCAACUCGUCCUGUGGGACAGCCAGUCCUGCCUCAAAGAAAACUUGAUCAGCUCAAUAUCAAGCAGCUCGAGUGUGAGCAUCUUUUCGCAGACAAUAGGAUCCUCCGAAGGCGAGUACAUCAAGGAAAACCUCAAUGACUUUGCCUCUUGCCAAGUAGAUACGCCUGAUGCAGUCUCUCCUUGCCAUGACCUUACCAGUGAUAUGUGGACUUGUCAAGAGACUGUUGAAAAGCUUUACGAACAAAUACACCCACCACUAAGACACAAGAAUUGGUUGUCAGAGUCCAUCUUCGAUCAGCUUUCAAGGGGGGAACGAACUCUUCAUGUGGCAGAAAACUUCGGGAUCAUCUUCGAGCAACAGAACAGCUCCAGCGGCAUGAAAAUAUUGAAGGUGGCUGCGCUGAGGUACAGAGAGCCCGCCUACCUGACGGGAGAGAUCAACAUCGGCGACGAGCUUGUGCGAAUCAACUCCCAAGAGUUCCCUAGGGAGACUGAUUCUGACAUCAAGAGCUCGAUCAACGCACUGAACGAGUCUGAGGAGACGGAGCUCGGUUUCAUCCGAAGGUUCCGCGCCGGAGUGCGCUAUGUCUCCCUGGAGGCGAGCAAGCAUGCCAGGUCCAGCUCCUCUUGCAGCUGCUCCUCUUCGAUCAACGAUCGGCACGGAGAUGGAUCAGUGAUGGCGUCACUGUCAUGUAGCGACAUGGAGGAGAAGGAAUCCGACAUGAGCGUGACGCAAGAGGGGCACGAGGACUCGGAGCUCUCCGUAGCUCCGAGUGUGCUCGCCUCGAGCUGUGAAGAUGACGCUCUCCACCUCGAUGAGCUCACGGGGAGCCCCAGCCCCCCCAUGAGGCCUGAGGUGGAGGAGAGCGAAGCUCUCGCCGUGCAACGGCAGGUAAGAGAGUGCCUCGUGUCGCUCGCGUUCGCGUUCAAGUGCGGUCAAUGCUCAGCUGGGCCUUGGGGUAAAGGGCAGCUAUUCGCAGUGCACUUGAAAGUUUGCUCCAAGUGCAGGAACUUGAUCUGUCCGGGAUGUUUUGCAUCGAACCCUUGCUGUGCUGGUUGUGUCAGCCAAGAGGUCCCUGCGAUCUCAGCCACCACCAAGGCCAUGAUAGCCGUGCGAAGCGGCUGA
Guillardia theta CCMP2712 is the source of this 4662-nucleotide messenger RNA. RefSeq lists its product as hypothetical. NCBI's taxonomy places the organism in Eukaryota, Cryptophyceae, Pyrenomonadales, Geminigeraceae. The record is from RefSeq and is a predicted model, not a curated record. The transcript has 40 exons. The coding region runs from base 1 to 4662 and encodes 1553 amino acids.